GGGCUUGCAGAAACUCAAAGCUGCUGCUGCGGUCGUCUGUCUGAGUCUGAGUCAAUCAAUCGUCCGCCGUCGUCCAGGCUAGUCACCUAGUCGAGUCGAGUCGAGCUAGUUGCGUGUGAACGUCGCUGAAAGAAAGUCGUCUUUGCUUGCGCUGGCUGGUUGUUGGGACUCUUGGGAGGAGUGAAGUUCGCGUCCGGCCGCGAAAAGGAAAGCGCCCAUCGUCGUCGCGAGUUUCCGUCGGUCGGUAGUCUGUGGCGUAUUGUGAGAGCGGUUUUUUUUUUCCUGGGGCGGAAGUGAGGGGAUUUCACCCUGGAGGAAGGUCCGAGACAGUCCUCCUUCAACCACCUUGCAAGGGAAGAAAGGGGCUUUGUGGCUGCGGUGUCCAGUUAGAUUAAUCUAAUUAUCAGUGGUCCAUUCGAAGCAAUCUGUGAGAUCAAAGUAGUUGGCAGUGAAGAAUCUCCAAGGUUGAGUCUGAGCAGGCGGCGCGCGGGCGAGGCAGUCAGUGUUUUGUUCGGGGCACGGUGCGGGUUGCUUUGACUGCUGCCGCUGCAACAGUGUUGGCCCGGGAUAAAGGAGGGAGUGCUCUCGAUUUAUUGAUUUUUCUCGGUCAUAGUCGCCGUCAUCGCCGAGGCGGACGCCUGCUGAUGUUGAAUGCGAAAUAUUUUGGAAUCUCGUUUGCGGAAAGUCGAAUCGUUUUUCCCCCGAGAAGUGAGUGAAUGAUAAGGUAUAAGGUCAUCCUAUCGAUGAAAAUCUGGUGAUCUGUUGUUUUUAUACUGUCGAAACCAAUCGUUAGAAGCACCUGAAUAUCUGAUAAUCAUCUCGAUGUGCCGAAAGAGAAGCUGGGCGGUUUCGGUUGAUUGGUUGAAAGUUAGAAGAUAAAAAGUGAUUCAGAAGAAGGAAGAUAGAAAGAUAAGGCGAUUGAAAGCUGGAGGCUGCAUCAUCGCAGUAGUGAAACGAAUGUGAAUCUCGAAAAAUUGUAAAAAUAUUAAGAUAAGGUAUCGAAAACAAGUGAAAACUAGUGUUAAGAAAAUGUCGAAAUAAUUCUUUGUGAAUCUCAAUUGUGAAAUCAUCUUUCGAAUUAAGUGGAAUUCUUUCAACUGUGCAAAGUUGUAGUGGUUUAACAAACAUGAUGUGGAUUCCUACCAGCAAUAAAUACGGAGUUGCGAUCCACAACUGGCACGGCGAUGUCACACACGGUCUGGCACUGGACGUCGGCGAUUGCGUUGAAAUCCUGGAGGAAACGACCCACUGGUUCCGAGGCACAUGCCCCCGGAAGCCCCGCAAGGUGGGUCUGUUUCCCAAAUCGUACAUCCACCUGAAAGACCUGGCCAAGGUGGACCCGGUCGUCGGCGAGUGCACCCUGGUGCUCCGCGAAUGGUCCGAGAUAUGGAAGAAGCUAUUUGUGGAACGAGAGGAAUACAAAUUCACCUCGCUGCGGAAGGUGAUGCUGGCGCUGCUGGAAAGCCGACGGGAGCUGCUGAGCGCCACCCUAACCCAGGACCAGACGUACGAUUUGCAGAUGAAGGUGAUCUCCAAGAUUGACUGGGGCAAUCGAAAACUAGGCCUAGAUUUAGUGCCCCGAUUAGGAACGCUUGCGGUUGACCCGCACAAAAUCGGAAUCGUUUCGCUGCACCAGGUGCACGUCAACAGUGCCGAAAAUGCCAAAGCCGCUUCCAACCGCGGAACGUUACGGCGGAAAGCCGGCAAGAAAAUCCUCACCCACCACCUGUACUUCUGUAUGCGUGACUUUGGCCACCGGAUAGGGGACGAUGCGGAGAUCUAUUUCUACCUGUACGAUGGCCAGCGGAUGCGAGCCCUCUCGGAGCGCUUCCUGGUGCGCAUUGCCAAAGACGGGUUCUCCACCUACGUGGAGACCUCCAACAACUGUACGGUGUUUACGGAUUUGGGCUCGUCGGAUCUCAAUCAGGAUCUCUACUUGAUCGCGAAUGUGAUGCGGGUCGGAAAGAUGCUGCACUCGGAGUCGGUAAAGAAGGGCGAUAAGUUUAUCAGUAACCAUUCGUAUAGGAGGCCGUACGGGGUCGGAGUCCUACCGCUGAGCGAGAUAGGGCAGUUCGAUCAGACGGUAGAAUCGGAGGAGAAAGAGUUCAGCUUCAAGAUCUUCCAAUGCGAGGAGAAGGACUACCAUCAGCUGCAUGAGUUGAUCAUCAAGAAGGCGAGUGGCAAGUUUCAGCCGAUCAACGCCAGCACUCAGGGUCAUUACGGGUUGGUGGUGUCGCUAAAGCUAAUCCACGGAGGUUUGGGACAAGCACGGAUAGAACAGCCGAUACUAUUCCAAGGAACUGCCAUAACUAAAAAGAUCGGCUUUCCGGACGUGAUCAUGCCCGGAGAUGUGAGGAACGAUCUCUUCCUGACCUUAGAGCGAGGUGAAUUUGAACGAGUUGGUAUCAGUACGGCUAAGAAUAUCGAAAUUACCACUUUGGUUCUGGAUGAGAAUGGGAGAAUCAUCCAGGAGUGCAUAGCGAUCGCAUCCGGAAAUCCUCUGCAGGCGUACUACAAAUCUAUGGUCCUGUACCAUAACAACUCUCCGGCGUGGAACGAAACCAUCCGAAUGUUUGUCCCCAUAGACAAAUUUAGUAAAGCUCACGUGCGGUUCGAGUUUCGGAGUUGUUCCACUCGCGAUAAAUCCGACCCGAAAUUGUUUGGGUUCAGUUUCUCAAGGCUGAUGGAACCAGGAGGAGCCACCAUCGCGGAUGCAUCUCACGAGCUCUACGUCUACAAGUGUGAAGACAUUCUCAAGGUUCAGCCAAACAUCUACCUUCGGUUGCCAUGUUCCGCCACGGACAAGCACGCCCAUACACUGGAGUCAAACUCCCCGUACCAUCGGAGUUCCAAAGAAGCGUUUUUCGUCAAAACGGUACUUUGCUCAACCAAACUGACACAAAACGGCGAUCUUCUAUCGCUUCUACAAUGGCGAAACCACCCACACCGCAUCCAAGAUUCUCUGCAACGGGUCCUCCGACUUCACAAUGAAGAACUCAUAAAAUUCCUCCAAGACGUUUUGGACGCCUUGUUCGCCAUGUUUUCCACGGACGAUGGAAACAGCACUCCUCACUCCGGUCUGGUCUUCCACGUUCUGGUAUCGAUCUUCAGUCUCAUGCAGAGCAGCAAGUUCCAACAUUUCAAACCCGUCAUGGACGCCUACAUCAAGGAUCACUUCACCGCCCCUCUAGUCUACAAAGGUCUGCUCUCCUCAGUGCAACACCUGGCCGAUUGGAUGAACACCGCAGACAACCUCGAACCGAUACUGCAAUGCUUCAGCUCCCUCGAGUUCAUCUUCAAGCUGAUCAUCCAAAGCCGGAAGCUUUUUGCUCACGCCUCCGGUGGCCAAUACGAGGACAAGUUCAAGCACGAUCUUUUCGCCGUGUUCACCUCCCUCAAUGGGAUGCUUCUAGUCGCCAGCCAUUCGCAGAUCCUCCCGACCCAGGAGGCUCUCCUUAGCUCAAUCGGUGUAGUCUUCGAGCAGCUCCGCACCAUCAUCACCCGGUCCGAGCUGGAAACCCUAGUCAAAGGCAUGCUGGACGCAGUCCCUAAGGACGCCCAGCCACCGCUCAUCCAGGCCAAACUGAAAUCCAUCAAGGACAUGGUCUCCGGACAGCUCUUCCAGGACGACGAUCUCCGUUCCGUCAUUCUGAACAUCGCCUGCAAACACCUCAGGAUCCACCUGGCCCGACGCGACGAACUCCGUCUCUGUUCGGAGAUCCUCGCGGAAAUCCUCAUCAAACUGCACGAAGCUAAGGCCAGAACCGGUGAGAAACCUUCUAACGCGAUCCACCACGACCUGGACACCCUGUUCUCCAACAUCUUCCCGAUCCUCAUGCAGACGAUCAACGUCCUCGGUAACGGCGGCAACGAAUCUCUGGUCUGCGCCCUAUUCGCCGUAAUGCUCGGCCUGCUCCAACUCUUGGACGAAACCCAUUUCCAGCGGAUGUGGGACCGCCUGAGCACUACCGGAAGCAACUCCAAAGAGCUGAAAGAUUUCAUCCAGCAGUGUUUGAACAUCUUCAAGGACAUCCUGGAGCAGGAUUGGAUGAUCUUCUCCAAGGAUUGGUUGGUCAUGAAGAUCUCGGCCAACGAAGUGGUCCGGAAGACCCUGGAGGAAAUGGCUAAACCUUUGGUUUACCGCUUCCUUGGCUCCCAGUCGCAGUUCGAUUCGCAGCUGUGGUGGUCGUACUUCAGCGUGGCGGUGAUCUUCUUGACGCAGCCGUCGUUGCAGAUCGAGCAGUAUCACGAAACCAAGCGGAGGAAGUUGCUGAGCACGCAUGGCGAUAUGCGAGUGGCCAUGGGUUUCCAGAUCUUGAGUAUGUGGGCACAGUUGGGGGAGCAUAAGCUACAUUUCAUACCGUCGAUGGUGGGACCAUUCUUGGAGGUAACGCUGGUACCGGAACCGGCGCUAAGGAAGGCUACCUUUACGGUGUUCUACGAUAUGAUGCAGUGCGAACAGGUUUCCCGUGGAUCGUUCCGAUUGGUGGAAAGUGAGCUGAUAGACAAGCUCGAUCUUCUCAUCAGCGAGAACAAGGGCGAUGAUGAGUACCGCGAACUCUUCAGCACUAUGGAACAAUUGUGUCUAGCCCUGUUGGAGCGGGUCCAGGCGGAGAACCCCUCGUGGCGCGAGUCGGGAACGGCUUUCAUUUCGUCCGUUACGCGACUGCUGGAACGGCUCCUGGACUACCGUAGUGUGAUGCAGGGCGACGAGAAUCGGGACAAACGGAUGACCUGCACCGUCAACUUGCUCAACUUCUAUAAUGAUGAAAUAAACCGGAAGGAGAUGUAUGUGAGGUACAUCUACAAACUGUUGGAUCUACAUUUGGGGGCCGAGAACUACAUUGAGGCGGGGUUGACCCUAAAGCUGUACGCCGAUAUGCUGUCGUGGGAUAGCGAGAACAUCUCCGAUGAGAGCAAUGGACCCCGCGAGUGGGAACAGAAGGAAAAGAUAUAUAAGAAUAUCAUCAGCUACUUCGAUAAGGGAAAAUGCUGGGAGAAGGGGAUUCCGCUGUGCAAAGAGUUGGCUAUGUUCUACGAGCGCAAGCGGUUCGACUACAACCGGCUAAGUGAUGUUCUGAUCCAGGAGGCUAAGUUCUUCCAGAAUAUCUUGACGCAACUGCGGCCUGAGCCGGAGUAUUUCCGCGUUGGAUACUAUGGAACGGGGUUCCCGUCGUUUGUUAGGAACAAACAAUUCAUCUACCGAGGGCUGGAGUACGAACGGAUCGGGGCAUUCAUCCAGCGGUUACAGAUCGAGUUUCCGGCGGCGCAGAUCUUGGAUAAGAAGCACUACCCGCCGGACAGUUCGGUGUUGAACUCGCCCGAGCAGCGCUUCCACGUGGUGAACGUGCGUCCAAUAUCCGAUCCGAGCCAUCUCAAGAGUGCCAAAGUAACAGUUCCGGAGAAGAUUUCCAAGUAUUACGAGGUGAACGACGUUACCAAGUUCCAGUAUGAUCGUCCCGUUCACAAGGGGAUCGUCGAUAAGGAUAACGAGUUCAAGUCGCUCUGGAUCGAGCGGACGAUCUACGAUACAGCACAACCCCUUCCGGGUAUCCUGCGUUGGUUCGAGGUGACAAACGCCUCUAUCCAUGAACUAACGCCGGUCGAGUUUGCCUGUGAGUCUGUGUCCAACGUCAACAAGGAGCUGUCCGACCUUAUUGUACAAUAUCGUCUGGAGCCGAAACGUAAUCUCAAUCCGUUUACCAUGCGGCUCCAGGGUUCCGUCGAUGCCAACGUUAACGGAGGCUUCAACAAGUAUCAGGAUGCGUUCUUCACCGAGCGGUUCGCCAAGUCUCCAGAAGGUCGUGAUCAGAGCUUGCACGUCCAACGUCUGAAGCGGUUAAUCUUCGAACAGAUGCAAAUUCUGCGGCAGGCCCUGGAGUUGCAUCGAAGUCUCGCUUCGGAAGAAGUGCUGCCACUGCAUAACCGACUCUCGGAAGCCUUCUUGGAGCUGGAGAAAAGUACAGCCGAGUGGAAGACGAACAUAAACAUUCCAACGAAACCGCUUCCUCCGCUACCGAUCGCCAAUGUGCAACCGUUGGUUGUGUCAUCGAGUGUUCAGCAGCACUAUUUUUCCGCGGAAGAUCACGAUGAAACAUACACAUAUUUGAGUCGCAAGACUUUGUCCUUGUCGGGGAUUGUCCCUAUGACAGCUAUGACUUCGUCGCCGGUUCCAGCUCCGCAGGUACCUCCACGGGAUUCCUUUACGUCCUCUCCUUCGGCUCCACCUCUUCCUCCUCGAGGGCACACCCCGGACAAGCGCAACUCUAACCCUAUGCCCUUUACGGAGUUCGUAGAACAGCAACAGGGUUCAGCACCAGCCCGACCACGGUCCAAAAAGUACUCUCUGUACGAAAUAUCGCUGAACGAGAGUAUGAAUCACAGCUAUGGAAGUCCUCGAAGCUCUAACGAAUUCAAAGGCCAUUACGACCUUGGCGUGUUCAACCGAGACUCCGGGAUAUCCACGAGUUCGCAGGAGUUGAACAACCUCAACAGCGGUUCUCAACAAGGGCACACUCCAGGUCAUCAUCACCACCACUACCAUCAACCGAUAUCCACAGCCAUCGGUUCUCUCUGUGGUCCCUUAGACGAAUACAACAUCUCCCUAAACGGAAACGGUGGUGCCACAACUCCCAGAGGACACCAGAAAACAAACUCCAACCCGGAAUCCUUCAACUCUAUCAACGUCCAGGAGAUGGCUAUGAACUCCAUCAAUACGUCCCUAUCCAGGCUAACAAUGGCCAACGGUGCCCCUCAACCCCCGCCGCCUCCCAUCCCCCCAAAAUCGGCCGCUCUCCAUCAUCAACAUUCCUUUACGGGCGGCUCAAACCAUCCGCACCACCAGCGCCAGCAGUCGCUGAACCUUAGUCAGAACUCGUCCUCCGACGGCGACGCGAUCAGUCUGAACGACAUCAGCCCUGCUCCGCCCGUGCCGUUCAACGACACCUUCAGCGAUUCGUUCAGCGACGAAUGCGACAGUACAGCGGUGGCGGCAUCGACGGCAGUCAACAACAACAAUAGUUAUUUUCAGCACCACAAUGACACGGUGGCCUACUGUGUUCCGAAGGCGCAGCAGCAGCAGCAGCAGUCGAACAAUAGCAAUAGUUUAGGCCGGCGGUCGUUGAACGGAGCGAGCGCAGCAGCGAUGGAUGACGUGGUUGAGGUUCGGAACACGACCAUGGUUCCGCUGCGGCACGAUGACGAAGAGGAGGAGAUUUUCUAUUAGGAUGGCUGGAUGUGGUUCGUAGUAUGGUAAGUAUGUAUUUGUGCAAUCUGUGGGAGGCACGAGGUCGGUGACAAGGUCGGUGAUUUUAUAGUUUAGAACUAAGCCAAAUUGUGCUAUAUAUACCAACGGUAGAUAAGCGUAAAGUGUUUGUAUGUUUGCGGCGUUUGAUGGAAAAUCGAUCGGGAAUGUGUUUUUGCAAGAAUGGAGGUCUAUAACUCCGGUGGAAUCCGGUAAACCAAUUCCGGUGGAAUCCGGCAAACCGUUUUCGGUGGAAUGCGGUUCAACCGAUUCCGCUGAAAUGCGGUUCUACCGAUUCCGCUGGAAUGCGGUUGAAGCGAUUCCGGUGGAAUGCGGUUAAACCGAUUCCGGUGGAAUGCGGUUAAGAGCAGACUUGUUGAUAUCCCAAAAUGGCCGCCACAAUGGCUGACUUUGGCACCUACUCACGAUUUUGAGCGCACAAAUCUCUUCGUAAACAAAACCAACACACCUGAUUUUCUUAUUUUAUGCUUAUUACAAGUGAGCAAGCACAGAAUAAUGAAAAGCGCUGUUGUUUGAAGCUUGCUUCUUGAGAUUUGUGCGUUUGAAGUUUUGAUGCACUGUUCAAGCGGGACUUCAAGACGUUUGUCCUUAAACCAAUUCCGAUGGAACGUGUUACGAGGGAGGGUGAGUAUUCCCUGACAGCAAAACCAGAUUCCUGAUCAUUGGACCUAAUCAAACCACACGCAAACUAGAGGCAAUGAGGUGAUUGCUAAAUCCUAUAAUACUCUGAAGUUACAUAUUUAAGAUGAGCAACAAUCGCUUCGUUACUAUUGAAAAAAAAAAUCAAUUUUGUAACGACUACUAUAGGUAAGCCACUGAUAAACAAGAAUGUGACAAGCAAAUCGAUACCAACGAUCAUUGAAACUAAUCAGGUUUAUAUUCCCGAAUGGAAAAACGUCCUCCCGAUGUGUUGUUUCACAACACAAACAAAGACACUUGAUCAGGUUAUCAAAACGUCUGUGACAGCCCUGGUUGAGAACGAUUUAUGAUAUAAACAAUCCAGGAUCUGACGUUUAGAAGUUAUGUCAAAAAUUACGUUUACCAUGGUUCGUCUUUCUAAUAGCGGUUAAACGAUCUGUCAAAGGUUUGCGAGUGCAGAAAAAUUCGUCGCCAAAACAAGUAAAUCUUUGAAUUUUCUGCGGCAAUUUACAAAUGCAUUAUGUAUUUCGUAAUAGGAAGCUGUGAAUAUACAACAAACAACAAUCUAUUAUAUCGGCAUUAUAAUAAAUGCUGGUCAAAUACCUAUUUUAGUAACAAAAACAAUUAAACUUUAAUCGAGCAAACGUGUGUGUCAGAAUUAAUACUAUUCAAGAAUUACGAAAGCAACAACAAAAAACAACAAAUUUCGAUUUCAAUAUUAUCUUUAAACGAAAACAAAAAAAAACAUACAUUUAACUGUAACGUAUUGCAACCUUUUCAGGUGGUAAAUUGUAUCUUUAGGAAGUCGAUACGGUUUCUCCAAGUUCGCGUUUGUUGAUUGGAACAGAAUUGCACCAGACAGACAUUCCAGUUAGCGAGCGUGUACUGUACACCUUUUUUGUAUCGACUUAUCGAGUAACCUAUACUCCAUGAAGCCACCAGGUUUAAAUUCUAAACGAUCUAAACUAAUCAUUGACAUAUUCUCAAAUUGUUUGCAAGAAACAAACAAAAAAAACUCAAAAUUAAUCGCGAUGAAGGGUCCGAAAAAAGGCAAUGGAAGACACGAUUUUGAGGGAAGAUACUAGUCAUGUAGUAAGGUUUUGCGGAUUUUGUUCUAACAGUGAUCGUUUUGGUCGCACGCAAGCGAGAUGCUAAUUUAGUUAGUUCUGGGAACGGCAUUUGUAGGUGUGACGCACGGUAGUUAGGGUUAAGUGUGGACACAGGAAAAGUAACUCCGAAAUGAUCUGAUUCGAUGCUAUAUUGUUUGUGACUAUACGGUUAGAAAGAGGGAAGCAAUGCGAUAUUAUAAUCAAGAAUUGUGUCCGGAGUAAAAUGUUUCAGCUCUUUUAUACAAAGUGAAACAAACAGAA
Molecule: messenger RNA, 9273 nt
Organism: Aedes albopictus (Asian tiger mosquito)
Lineage: Eukaryota; Metazoa; Arthropoda; Insecta; Diptera; Culicidae
Gene: spg
Product: dedicator of cytokinesis protein 3
Exons: 13
Coding region: 1127-7225 (2032 amino acids)
Biological process (GO): small GTPase-mediated signal transduction
Cellular component (GO): cytoplasm; plasma membrane
Molecular function (GO): guanyl-nucleotide exchange factor activity; small GTPase binding
Source: RefSeq, a predicted model, not a curated record